This is a messenger RNA of Salarias fasciatus (jewelled blenny), 7923 nucleotides long. RefSeq names its product laminin, gamma 1 (gene lamc1). Gene Ontology annotation, biological process: animal organ morphogenesis; tissue development; axon guidance. The record is from RefSeq and is a predicted model, not a curated record. Gene Ontology annotation, cellular component: basement membrane. NCBI's taxonomy places the organism in Eukaryota, Metazoa, Chordata, Actinopteri, Blenniiformes, Blenniidae.
CCCCGUCUUUUCCUGCUGGAGUUUGUUGCAUGGCGGCGGACACAAAGAGCUGAGGACCGAGCGCAGACCGUCACACCGCAGCUGCACCGCCGGGACACGAGCAGCGGACGCGGCCCGGAGCGAAGCGACCCUCGCCGUGCGCCGCACGCCCCGCAUGCUCCACUCUGAGACGCGCGUCGCGGUUUUUCUCGGGAGAAGUUUGCGGCGAAACUUGGGACGAGUUGAAGGGGGAGUUUGGAGUCGGGAAGGCGGGCGCCGCGCGGAGAUUUCUGGUCGAGAGGGACCGACAAAAUGCGGAUUGCGAUCCGGGCCGUGCUGGCCUGGACCUGCGUGGCCGCCGUGUGCGUGCGCGCUGCCAUGGACGAGUGCUCGGACGACCAGGGCCGGCCGCAGCGCUGCAUGCCCGAGUUCGUGAACGCCGCGUUCAACGUGACGGUGGUGGCCACCAACACCUGCGGCUCCCCGCCCGAGGAGUACUGCGUGCAGACCGGCGCCACCGGGGUCACCAAGUCCUGCCACAUCUGCGACGCCCGGGACCCCCGGAACCACCACAGCGCCGUGUACCUGACCGACUACAACAACCAGCAGGAGACCACCUGGUGGCAGAGCCAGACCAUGCUGGCCGGGAUCCAGUACCCCAACUCCAUCAACCUCACCCUGCACCUCGGGAAGGCCUUCGACAUCACCUACGUGCGACUCAAGUUCCACACCAGCCGGCCGGAGAGCUUCGCCAUCUACAAGCGGAUGCGCGAGGGCGGCCCCUGGAUUCCCUACCAGUACUACAGCGGCUCCUGCGAGAAGACCUACCAGAAGUCCAACCACGGCUUCAUCUACACCGGCCAGGACGAGCAGCAGGCGCUCUGCACCGACGACUUCAGCGACAUCUCGCCGCUCACCGGCGGAAACGUGGCCUUCUCCACGCUGGAGGGACGGCCCAGCGCCUACAACUUCGACAACAGCCCCGUCCUGCAGGACUGGGUGACGGCCACAGACAUCAGAGUGACCUUGAACAGGCUCAACACGUUCGGAGACGAAGUUUUCAACGACCCCAAGGUCCUGAAGUCCUACUACUACGCCAUCUCUGACUUCGCUGUGGGUGGAAGGUGUAAGUGUAACGGCCACGCCAGCGCGUGCGUGAAGAACGGCGCCGGGCGGCUCGUCUGCAGCUGCAAACACAACACGGAGGGCGACGACUGCAACGUGUGCAAGGCCUUCUACAACGACCGGCCCUGGAGGAGGGCGACGGCCGACAACGCCAACGAGUGUCUGCCCUGCGACUGCAACGGGAAGAGCGCCGAGUGUUACUUCGACGCCGAGCUGUACCGGGCCACGGGCCACGGAGGUCACUGCAGGAACUGCGCCGACAACACGGACGGGCCGAACUGCGAGCGCUGCCUGGACAACUACUACAGAGAGCAGAGCGGCGGCCGCUGCCUGCCCUGCGGCUGCAACUCCGUGGGCUCCGAGUCUCCUCAGUGUGACAGCAGAGGCAUGUGUGCAUGUAAACCCGGAGUGGCUGGAGACAAGUGUGACCGCUGUCAGCCGGGAUACCACAGCCUGACAGAAGCCGGCUGCAGGCCGUGUUCCUGCUCGCCGUCGGGCAGCACGCAGGAGUGUGACGUCGCCACGGGUCAGUGUCGCUGCAAAGACAACGUGGAGGGCUUCAGCUGCGACAGGUGCAAACUGGGAUACUUCAACUUGGAUCCCAACAACCCUCAGGGCUGCACGCCCUGCUUCUGCUUCCAGCACUCGUCCGUGUGCGACAGCGCCGACGGCUACAGCGUCUACACCAUCAGCUCCUCCUUCGACAGAGAUGAUGAGCAGUGGAAGGCUCUCGGACAUGAUGGAGCCAGCAGCUCCGUCCAGUGGUCCCCCAGCAGCCAGGAGGUCUCCCUCAUCUCAGAUGACUACUUCCCCAUGUACUUUGUGGCACCAGAGAAGUACCUGGGGAACCGGCUGCUGAGCUACGGUCAGAACCUGACGAUGAAGUUCCGGGUGGAGCGUCGGGACGCCCGCCUGUCGGCCGAGGAUCUGGUUCUGGAGGGAUCCGAGCUGCGGGUGGCCGUCCCCCUCAUCGCCCAGGGCAACGCCUACCCCAACGAGGACAAGCAGACCUACGUGUUCAGGCUCCGGGACAGCUCCGACUAUCCGUGGACGCCGCCCAUCAGCCACGCCGACUUCCAGAAACUUCUCCACAACCUGACGUCCAUUAAGAUCCGCGGCACCUACAGCGAGAGAAGCGCCGGUUACCUGGACGAGGUCUCCUUGGUGACGGCCAGACGGGGUCCGGGGGCGCCGGCCCGUUGGGUGGAGCAGUGCACCUGCCCUCAGGGUUACCAGGGGCAGCACUGUGAGCAGUGCACCGUGGGAUACCGCCGGGCCCGGCCCGAGCUCGGCGCCUUCAGCCCCUGUGAGGCCUGCAACUGCAACCGGCACAGCGACGCCUGCAACCCGGACACCGGAGCUUGUGACUGUCAGCACAACACGGCCGGGUUGAGCUGCGAGCGCUGUAAGGAUGGUUUCUACGGCGACGCCACCCAGGGGACGUCGUCCGACUGUAAGCCGUGUCCGUGUCCUGCCGGGGCCACCUGCGCCGUCGUCCCCAAAGUCCGCGAGGUGGUGUGCACCAACUGUCCGGCCGGAACCACAGGGAAGCGCUGCGAGCUCUGCGACGACGGCUUCUUCGGGGACCCGCUGGGUCAGAACGGCCCCGUGCGGACCUGCCGGGCCUGCAAAUGCAGCGACAACAUCGACCCCAACGCUGUCGGCAACUGCAACCGCGAGACCGGAGAGUGCCUGAAAUGCAUCUACAACACGGCCGGCUUCUUCUGCGACCGCUGCAAGGAGGGUUUCUACGGAAACGCCCUGGCCGCUAACGUCGCAGACAAGUGUAAAGCCUGCUCCUGCUCUCGCCUGGGGACGGUGGAUCGGCAGACCAGCUGCUCUCAGGUCACCGGUCAGUGCCAGUGCCUUCCCAACGUGGCAGAACGUGACUGCAGCGCCUGCCAGCCCGGCUUCUUCAACCUGCAGAGCGGCAACGGCUGCGAACGAUGCAGCUGUCAUCCCAUUGGCUCCACCAACGGUCAGUGUGAUAUCACCACGGGCCAGUGCGAGUGCCAGCCCGGCGUCACUGGACUGCACUGCGAACGCUGCGAGGCCAACUUCUUCGGCUUCAGCUCAUCCGGAUGCAAACCCUGUGACUGCGACCCCGAGGGCUCGCAGUCCGGUCAGUGUAAGGAGGACGGCCGCUGCGAGUGUCGCCCCGGCUUCGUGGGAUCUCGAUGCGACAUGUGUGAGGAGAACUACUUCUACAACCGCUCGGUGCCCGGCUGCCAGCAGUGUCCGUCCUGCUACGGCCUGGUUCGGGACAAGGUGAACCAGCAGAGGCAGAAGCUUCACGACUUGCAGACCCUCAUCGACAACCUGGGCUCGGGUCAGGACACGGUCAGCGACAAGGCCUUCGAGGACCGGCUGAAGGAGGCGGAGCGAGCCAUCAUGGAGCUGCUGGACGAGGCUCAGACCAGCAAAGACGUGGACCGAGGCCUGCUGGACCGCCUGAACACCAUCAACAGCACUCUGACCACGCAGUGGAACCGACUGCAGAGCAUCCGCAACACGGUGGACGACACGGGCACGCAGGCCGACCGCGCCCGCGCCCGCGUGCGCGACGCCGAGAGCCUGAUCGACCGGGCCCGGCAGGAGCUGGACAAGGCCAAGGACGCCGUCGGCAAAGUGAACAUCAAGCCCCCGGGCGGCACCGGAGAGCCCAACAACAUGACGCUGCUGGCCGAGGAGGCUCGCACGCUGGCCAACAAGCACAAGAUGGAUGCAGACCAGAUCGAGAAGAUCGCCAAGGACGCCAACGACACGUCGACCAAAGCGUACAACCUGCUGCUCAAGACGCUGGACGGCGAGGGAAAGACGAGCCAGGAGAUCGACGAGCUCAACAAGAAGUACAACGAAGCAAAGGAGCUGGCAAAGAAUCUGGAGAAACAGGCCAACAAGGUUCAGGCCGAGGCUGAAGAGGCCGGAAACAAAGCCCUGAAGAUCUACGCCAACCUGACGAGCCUGCCGCCCUUCGACACCAAGGCCCUGGAGGACGAGGCCGGAAAGAUCAAAAAGGAGGCGUCGGACCUCGACAACCUGAUCGAUAAGACUGAGAAGCAGUACAACGACCUCCGAGAAGACCUGAAGCCCAAAGAGCUGGAGGUCCGCAAACUGCUGGAGAAAGGCAAGAGUGAGCAGCAGACUGCAGAUCAGCUAUUGGCUCGAGCUGACGCUGCCAAGGCUAUCGCAGAGGAGGCGGCGAAGAAAGGCCAGUCCACCUUCAGAGAGGCGGAGAGCAUCCUGGACAACCUCCGAGAUUUCGACCGGAGGGUCAACGACAACAAGACCGCCGCCGAAGAAGCCCUGAAGAAGAUCCCCGCCAUCAACGCCACCAUCAUGGCUGCCAAUGAGAAGACCCGGCAGGCAGAGGCCGCCCUCGGCAACGCCGCCGCCGACGCCCGAGAGGCCAAGAACAAGGCGGAGGAGGCGGAGAAGAUCGCCAGCAACGUCCAGAAGGGAUCCGCCAAGACCAAGGAGGACGCCGAGAAGGCCUUCGAGGACACCAGCAAGCUGGACAACGAGGUCAGCGACAUGAUGGACCAGCUGGACACCGCCGAGCAGGAGCUGGCCAGGAAGAAGGCCGAAGCGGACCAGGACAUGAUGAUGGCGGCAAUGGCGUCGGACAGCGCGAAGGAAGCCGAAGACAACGCACGCAAGGCGAAGAGCAUGGUGAAGACGGUCCUGAAGGUCAUCACGAGCCUGAUGGACCAGCUGGGAAACAUCGACAAGGUGGACCUGAGCAAACUGAACCAGAUCGACGAGUCGCUGAAGAGGGCCAAGGGCAAGAUGGCCGACAGCGAGCUGGACAAGAAGCUGGCGGAGCUGAACGACGUGGCGCGGACGCAGGAGGAGAUGAUCAACGACUACGACCGGCAGAUCCGCGAGAUCCGCGCCGACAUCGCCAACCUCAACGACAUCAAGAACACGUUACCCGACGGCUGCUUCAACACGCCGUCCCUGGAGCGGCCUUAGCCCCGCCCUCCGCCCAUCCGGCCCGCCCCCGACACUCCUGCCCCGUCAGCUAACACUCGGCCAGCACGCCGAAUUUUACCAAAACGUUUUUUUUUUUUAAUUUUUCUUACUCAAGAGAGAAGCCAAUACUUUAAACCACGUUCACAACAUCGAAGCAGCCGUUUCUCGUUUUGUCCUUUUGGUUUGUUUUUUGUUUUGUUUUGUUUUUGUGGUGUUUUUUUUUUUUGUCUUUUAGACGAAGUAGCGUGGUUACGGUCGAACGAACUCAGCGGUGUGGAGAAGCCGUGCAGAGAAAACCACAAACCACAAACCCGUCGUGACUGCAGCCGCCGCAGGAGGAAGCUCACUCACGCCUCCGGGAAGCUCCGCCCCCUCCACCCUGUCCCGUCCCGUCACGCCUGGGGGACAUCUCACACUCUCGGCUCGCUCAACGCAACUCUCUCCCGUCAUUUUCCACUUUUCAGAAAACACAGUGAAGGAAUCCUCCCGUCUUUCCUCCCGGAGCUCGGCGCCCGGCAGGUUUCCGCUCCUCCCUCCUACCGACAGUAUUUCCACCUCCGGCAGGGUUUCCUGUUUGUGGAGCAAACUGCCCAUUCUGAAGUCCAUGAAAGAAAAAAAACCUUACAUUUGUCUGCAAGGUUUCCCACAGAAUGCAGAUGGAUGAAUGGAUGAAUGGAUGCUGUGGGCGUGGCUCCUCCUGGGGGCGGGACCGUUCAGUCAGGGAUCCACCAGCGACAGAGGCAUCACGAAACAUCUGGAAACCUACAAAUUAUUCAGUUUCAGGCUGAAAUCAUGAAAAACCAUCUUAUGAAAUUGUCCCUAAAGCUUUUCCAUUGAUGUCUCGAGAUGCGUCUGUACGCGCCCCCCCCCCCCCCCCCCCCCCCCCCCGACACCUGAGCCCCCCCCGGCCUCCGCACACAGCAGACCCUGUGACUUCCUGUCUGCAGUAACAUCUGGACAUCUGCACAUACUGUACGUCGCCGCCGAUCCUCCAUGCUCUCACUCAAAGAUUGUAAAGUCCAAGUUUCUGCACCUCCUUGUGUGGACUGAAGGAGGCCAGUCCUGAGUCGGGCCGGGUCGUUUCCCAUCAUGCCCAGCUGCAGCAGCCACAUCUCCUGUCCUCUGUUCUCCGGAGUUUAUUAUGCAAGCUGGAGGCGAGGCAGCCGCUGCCUUCCUCUUGGAAAUCUGCAUCACUGGAAGCGUUGAUCAGAUCAAAGAUCAGAUCUGUCGUCUGGAUCCUGAGGGCGUUUCAUUUCCACGAACGCGCCAGCAGCUCCCGCAGGACCGGCACCUCACCGCGCCGUUCCCAGAAUCCACGGUUUGAGGGGAACUCUGCGUCCGCGCCUUGUUGCUUUUGUGGGACAGCAAUGUGCCGGAGGAUCCGAGAAUCUCCCCGAGGACUUCCGGGCCGGAGCCUUUCCCCGUGCUCACGCUGUAACACUCCGCUCGUCGUCUCCGUCUCGUCGUCCCACAAGUCGCUGCUUUCCACUGGUGUUUUUCACACAUUAACACGUUUCUUCCAGGCUCAAUCAACACUAUGCAACUUUGUACAUUUUGCGUAGCGAGAAUUUUAUCUGAUACACUGGUGCUAAUAAUUAUUUCAAAUGUUAUAUUUUUGUGUGAAUGUUUUUUAUUAUGACAUAGAGUGAGAAAUGUGUUAUUUGUGUAAAUAUAUGCGUAAAUGAUUCAGGACUGGCUGCUUGGAGACCUCCAACACGCCAACAGCCACGUUGAGUUCGAUCACAAUCAUUCAACUGAAACCUCCAGGUUAAAUAUAUAUAUAAAUAUCUAUGAUAACGUCUGUGGUAUGUUAUUAUAAUAUGCUUGCUUGUAUACAAGGCUCCGUGUUGCUGCCUUAUAGCGAUGCCAUUAUUUCAUCUGUGUUUUAUUGAUUCUUUGUGGGCUUUUCACAGUUUAAAUCGACCCUAACUGAAUUUUGUUUUUGUUUAGUUUCUUUGAUCCUUUUUACCAAUCAGGACGAUUUGAAGCCAGUCUCGAGGUCAGCUUUUAAAUAGUGAUUUGUGCCUUAAUGCUAAAGUUUGGCUGGAGUCGUGGCCUCCUCGGCAACACAGAAGUACACAACACAACCCUCACCUUUUUUAGAUUUUUAAUCCUCAAAGAAAGUCUCCAGAACUGUAUGUGAAGAUGGACGACGUGCACGUUUGUUUCUUAUUUUUAUUUUUAGGCCAAAAGUGAUUCUGUUCCCUCCACUCUGCAUUGUUUUUGAGAUUGCUUGUGAAAAUAAAGUGACUGAAAACAAACCUCUCACGAAGUUUGGAGCUAAAAUGCAAUCUGCUGAUGUACAAACGCUAACGUCACGCCCGAAACUGCAGCUAUCGUAUGAAUGGAUGAACCUGCAUGUGGGGCAAGAAACAAAGAGGAAGACGAGAAGAGUUACCGAUAUUUUAAAGGCCAAAUGAAGCUCAGCUUUUAGAUUUAUGAAGAAUGUUGUCAGUUUAUCAGAAGAUGCUCCAUUUCCUAACUUCCUGAGCAGAGCUGAACGAAUCGCCUGCAACCGAGGAAAAACUGCAUCAGAACAGUUUAGGCUCGCAGAUCAGUGCGCCGCCAUCUUGAAACAGUCUUCAGCUGCCUGAGUCCAUCUGAAGUGGCCGUGACGGUCGGAGCCAUCCCUCCCUCCGUCCAUCCCUCCCUCCCUCCAUCCCUCAAUCAAUCAAUUAAUCAAACCCAAUCUGAAAGGUUUUUUUCUUUUUUUUAAAUGGAGUCCAUCUUCAUGUACAGUGUUUGUGUUGAAUCCUCCCUCCAUGCAGACGGUCGCUCUGCAGGCUGCGCGGCUCACACAACACACACACACACACACACACACACACACACACACACACACAC